CGCUUCCAAUAUGAUGCACGCUUUUCCCACUACUUCUAGCAAGCUUUCUUUUCGUUCUUCGACAACGCCUCGUGGUCGGAUUUUUUACCCUCCGAAUUUAGACAAUUUAUCUGGAAUCUCGGCCUUUUUCUGAUCUACAUGCAUUACUCUUCGAGGUAUAAGUAAUGGAAGGCCAUCACCAGCAGUCUAAUGCAGCAAAUAUGCACCAGCAACACACAAAUCCUGAACCAACUAUAAAAAAUCGGGGUGGAGGAGGUGGAACAGCAGGCAAAACCAGCAAAAAAAGGAAAAGGAACCAAGAUCUUGGCCCUGGUGCUCCUCGUCAACCUGUAAACGGUUAUGUGAGGUUUCUAAACGAAAGAAGAGAACAGGUUCGGGCUGCAAAUCCUAGUGCAGGUUUUGCUGACAUUAUGAAAAUUAUGGCCCAAGAAUGGACUCAAUUACCUGCUGAGGAAAAACAGAAAUAUAUGCAAGCUGCUGAACAAGACCGCCAACGUUAUCAAAAAGAGCUGCAAGAAUAUCAACAGACAGAGGCCUAUAAAAGUUAUGUUCAACAGCAACAACAGCAACAUGUUCAACAACAGUUGCACUUGCAGCAACAGCAAAGACAAGCUAUGCAAGCCACUCAUCAACCUCAGUCACAGCAACAACCAGCAGCACAUUCAUCUCACAGCCAAGUCCAGGCGCAGCCAUACAUCCAACAAAUCCAGAGUUACAACCCACAGUUGCAUAUUGUUCAACAUAUGCAGCCAGGGCAGCAUCAACAGCACGGCGAUAGAAGUAACAACGCCACUGGUCACCGUACUGAUGGGUCAGGAAAUCAAGUCGGUGUUUUCGACAUUCCCAUCUUCACGGAAGAAUUUCUCGACCAUAACAAAGUGAGCAUUGCACCAAUGCAUGGGUCUGGCUAUUCCUUCUUACCCACCACCUUGAAACCGUUUCCUUCAAACCCUGUUAUGUUUGAUUUGGCUUUAAAAAUUGAAUCAAUAGUAGAGGCUAAACGUGCCAAGCUGCCGAUGUGUCAUUUUCUCGUGUAGCAAUUGAGAUGACGGCGUUUUUAAAUGCAAGAAACUUGUUUUCUAUGAAAAAAAUUUAAGUCCAUUCUUUUUUCUUAUUCUGCUACCGUUAUAUAACUUUACCGCCUCGAGUAUGUCUAAUGGGGAAUUCUCUAUUAAGGUUACGUAAAUGGAUACCUAGUGAUAAGAAGUUGUAUGGGAUUUUUUUUUUUGUUAAUUCCAAAGCUUAUUUGUUGAAUGAAUAAAUGUAAUGCCUGGGUAGCGAA
This is a messenger RNA of Daphnia carinata, 1282 nucleotides long. RefSeq names its product high mobility group protein 20A-like. The transcript has 5 exons. The record is from RefSeq and is a predicted model, not a curated record. Gene Ontology annotation, biological process: regulation of gene expression. Gene Ontology annotation, cellular component: nucleus. The coding region runs from base 165 to 1037 and encodes 290 amino acids. NCBI's taxonomy places the organism in Eukaryota, Metazoa, Arthropoda, Branchiopoda, Diplostraca, Daphniidae.